Messenger RNA from Centrocercus urophasianus (Greater sage-grouse), 2950 nucleotides. RefSeq names its product hydroxysteroid dehydrogenase like 1 (gene HSDL1). Lineage: Eukaryota; Metazoa; Chordata; Aves; Galliformes; Phasianidae. The record is from RefSeq and is a predicted model, not a curated record. The coding region runs from base 1181 to 2221 and encodes 346 amino acids. The transcript has 4 exons.
AAAAACAUGGCAUUUCCACGAUUUCUUAGAGUCAUCGAGGAGAUCAUCCAGUUCCAGCCCCCUGCCCUGGGCUGGGUGUCAACCCCCUGCUCAGGCUGCUCGGGGCCCCAUACGUGGCCUUGUGCACCUCCAGGAAUGAGGCACCCACAGCUUCACUGGGCAGCAGUGCCGGGGUCUCCCUGCUCUCUUAGUGAAGAAUUUCUUCCUCGCAUCUAAGCUAAAUCUCCUGUCUUUUAGUUUAAAGCCAUUCCCCUUUGUCCUACUGCUGUCUGCCCAUACAGAAAGUUAUGUGCUUAUAAGGUCCUUUCAAGUUCUAGAGUACUGCAGCGAAGUCUCUCCAAAGCUUUCUCCUCUCCAGGCUGAUCAAGCCUGUUACCCUCAAUUUAUCUUCACAGGAGAGACGCUCCAGCCUUCUGAUUAUCUCCAUGAUCUUCUCUGGACCUGCUCCAACUGCUCCAUAUCUCUCCUGUACUGGAGUUCCCAGGCAUGGGUGUAGUAGUCCAGAUGAGACAUCAUGAAGGCAGAGUAAAGGGGACAAUCCCCUCCCUCACCCUGCUGUCACCCCUCUGUCACUGCAGUCCAGGAUACCAUUGGCUUUUCAGACUACAAGCACACACUGCUGGCUCAUGUCCUACUUUUUGUGUACCAGGAUCCCUGCAUCCUUCUCAGCAGGGCUGUUCUCAAUUAUUUCUUCUUAGGUAGACGUACCUGGCAUUGCCCUGGCCCAAAUGCAACACCUUGCAAUUGUCCUUGUUGAACGUCAUUAGGUUCUUGUGUGCCCCCUUCCUGUGCCUGCCCAGGCUCUCUGGACAACAUUGCUUCCUUCUAUGGUGUCAGCUGUACCACUCAAUGUCAUCAGCAACUUGAUAGAAUCAAAUUGAUCUUACUCUGUAUUUUGAUAUGUGUUGCUCAUGUUCUUCAUGGAAGCUUUGCCAUAUUUUCACAUCUAGAGGAUUUAAUGUGGUUUUUCUAAUGAUAAAGGGAUCAUGUGUUUUUGUUGUUGUUUUUUUCUUCUAGAAAGUACUGCUGACUGAUUCCUGAAAUUUCCCCGCUGCUGUUAUUUUUAGUGUUGCAUCAUCGUUGAUAGGAAUGCUGUGAAAACUAUUUUCUAGUUCCUACUCCCUGGUGUAGGACAGUUGGAAUUGCUAAAUCUCAGAGGUUUGAAAAGGUUGAAGAGAAGAUGAUAAUUGCCUGUGUCUUUUUCCUUUUAAGACUUCUGAUCACCAUGGCUGCAGUGGAUCGCUUCAACCUGCUGUACAGAGAGAUCAGUCGUUCCUGCAGUUUUUACGUUGAGGCCCUGGCUAUAGUUGGAGCUUGGUACACAGUCAGAAAAUGUCUGACUCUUGUGUUUGACACUUACAGUAUGCUCAGGCUUCAUGUUAUUCCAAAGCUGGUUGGUGAGAUUGAUAUUGUCAAGCGGUAUGGAAGAUGGGCAGUGGUCACUGGUAGCACAGAUGGUAUCGGGAAGGCAUAUGCUGAAGAACUGGCCAAACGUGGUGUCAAUAUCAUCUUAAUCAGCCGAAGCAAAGAGAAGCUGGAGGCUGUAUCUAGAAACAUAUCUGAAACCUAUAAAGUGGAAACAGAUUUCAUAGUAGCUGACUUCAGUAAGGGGCGUGAGGCUUACCAUGCCAUUAAGGAGGGCCUGAAAGAUAGAGAAAUUGGGAUUUUGGUGAAUAAUGUGGGACUGUUUUAUACCUACCCAGAUUAUUUUACUAACCUGUCUGAGGAUAUGCUGUGGGACAUGAUCAACAUAAAUAUUGCUUCUGCUAACAUGAUGGUGCAUAUUGUGUUGCCCGGCAUGGUAGAGAAGAAGAAAGGUGCAAUUGUGAAUGUCUCAUCUGCUUCCUGUUGUCAGCCAACACCAAUGCUAACGAUCUACGGAGCCUCUAAAGCCUACUUGGACUAUUUCAGUAGAGCACUGUAUUACGAAUAUGCUUCAAAAGGAAUUUUUGUUCAGAGUUUAACCCCAUUUGUAAUUGCUACAAAAAUGGUGUCAUGCAGCAGCGUUACAUCGAAGAGAUCUUUCUUUUUUCCUUCUGCUGAAGAGUAUGCAAGUCAUGCUAUUUCUACCCUUGGGUUAUCUAAAAGGACUCCUGGUUACUGGAAGCAUUCAAUAGAGUUCACACUGGGUGAACGUCUACCUGAAUGGAUCUGGGCAUGGUUUGCACAGUACUUCUGCAGAAUUAUACGCAAGGAAGCUUUAACACACAAAGCAAAAUAGGAAUAUCCAGAUGUCCAUUAUAAAUAAGUACUGGAAUCUGAUCAGAAUGCUACAAAAUGGUCAAGUGAAUCCUGGAUGUACUGCAAUUUAUCCAUAACUUGCUUAACAGUGUAACUAGUGUUACUUGUAGCAAUAACCUAGACAUUAGAAGUCUGGAUCCCGCAUCGUUGUGCUAAGCAGCUCCUUCUCUGCAUUCCUCCAGGACAAAGAGUUGAUCUCGGUUCACUUUGUCUGUAAGGUAAUAGGACAGGAGCAGAUAUAACUUUAAUUCUGAUAGUAAAUGACUCUCUUUUGUGUAGUGCUAUGUAAUCUUGAUUUGUAAUGUUAACAGAAUUUGAGAAUUCUCCAGCUCUGGUGAUAUUGGGCCCAAAACAAAUCAUGCUGUUUUGAAAAGACAGUCCUAUUCAAUCAAUAUGCAGUUUAUGAGUCUUCUGGUCUUUUUAUGGCAGGUCCUUGUAUGUUUUAAGUGCAAAUAUUGUUUUUGAACAGGGUACUUACCAUACAUCUUAAUUUUGAUAAAGUCAUGCUAAUUUGGAGGUCAUUUAAAUGACAGAAAAGGUCUUACAGAACUGCAGAAGAAUUUGAAGAUAACGGUUUUUUUUUCUUUCUUAUUCUAAGUGUGAAUGCUUUUGACUACGCUUUAAAUAUUCCUUCAGCAAUCUGAAGCGUGACUGAAGAAUUGAAACAGAUUGUAAAAAAUACAUUAGCUAAGAAAAAGUAAAAAAGAAA